Talaromyces proteolyticus is the source of this 1089-nucleotide messenger RNA. RefSeq lists its product as uncharacterized. The coding region runs from base 1 to 1089 and encodes 362 amino acids. The transcript is spliced from 2 exons. The record is from RefSeq and is a predicted model, not a curated record. Lineage: Eukaryota; Fungi; Ascomycota; Eurotiomycetes; Eurotiales; Trichocomaceae.
AUGGCUCCUACUCUUCCCUUCCAGCCGGACGAUCUCAGUAGCGGCCCUGCAUCGAAGGGCUCGCUUCUCUGGGCCUACCAACUACGCAAGGAACAUGUCCAUCUUGUACGUCGCCUCGAAGAUACAACUACCGAUCUCUUAGCAUACUCGAGCAAAGUGACCGAACACCAACAAACACUCUCCAAUCUUGAAACUCUCCUCAAGGGCUUGCAAACGGAGAACUACGAUCUCAAAAAUGAGGUCACCACUGUCCGCGACAAGUUCGCCACGUCCCUUGAGUUAGUCAAUAAACGGGUCACCGCGAUUUUUACCGCGUGGCAGGAGAGGGUUAGAGAAGAAGGUGUUGUCAAGAAGAUGCAAGGCGACUUGGAUGAUGUGGCGGCUCAAGUCAAGGAAUUGGCAGAGGGUAUGGCUGAGGUGAAACUCAAUGUGGUCAAUGUUGAGAAUAAGUGUGAGUGUUUGGCAACCAAACAGCUGGAGUUGGCAAGAUUGAAUCAAGGUAAGGUGGAAGUGUUGAAGAAAGCUGAGAAAAGUCCAUCGAAAACUCGUGCGGCGUGUACUCAGACAGUGCCCCAGCCCAAAAUGAUUGUUGUUUUGAGAUAUGGCAAAACCAAAGUGGACAAAAACACUUGCAAAACCGCGUCUCAAAUGAUGACCAUUCAAGAUAGCAUCAUAGACGAAGCAGCUAUCUCGACAAUGACCGAUUCAUGGGUCCCUGACUCUAUGCCGGUGAAGAAUCCCAUCUCGUACAUCGAAGCAAUUUUCCAGAGAAUAAAGCAAGAAACACGGAAUUUGCACGAGUAUUACACCUUUGCUGCGGAGUUGCGUUUCCAGUUACCUCGACGAAAACAAGAGGGUCAUAUGGUUGAAGUAUUCUUUGAUGGUUUGAGAAAUGAUCAGACUGUCAAGGCAGCUAUGGAGAAGUAUCUGGAUGACUUGGGUUGGGUGUGGAGCAAUAUCGAGAACUUUUGCAACCAUUUCAAACAGCCACCCACGAAGCAGAAACAGAUGAAAUUCGUUUACUACAACACUAGGUCGAAGGCAAAAGCGGGCGCGAAGAAAAGGAAGCAGAAUGAUAUAUCUUCCUAG